CCACCGCAGCAGCAGCAGCAGCGCAGGCGGUGUGUGUCUCUCUCCGUCUGCCGCUGCCUCCGUCGAUCCGUGAGCCGGCCGCCGUAACAGCGAUCGCCUUUACUCGGCAGCAGCAUCAACAGCAGCAGUAUCAGCAGUAACAGCAGCAUCAACAGCAGCAGUAUCAGCAUCAACAGCAGCAGCAGUAUCAGUAGUAGCAGCAACAGCAGCAGUAGCAGCAGCAGCAAUAACAGCAGCAGCAGUAACAGCAAUAUCAGCAUCAACAGCAGCAGCAGUAACAGCAUCAACAGCAACAGAAUCAGCAGUAACAGCAUCAACAGCAACAGUAACAGCAUCAGCAGUAUCAGCAUCAACAGCAGCAGCAGUAUCAGCAUCAACAGCAGCAGCAUCAGCAUCAACAGCAGCAGUAACAGCAUCAGCAGGAACAGCAGCAUCAGCGACAGGAGGAGGAGCAGCAGCAGGGCGAGUCGUUACCGGCUCGGCGGACCAGAAUAGCUUUGUGCCUGCAGCUGUUAGCGCUGCUGCUGCUGUUGAGUAGUGGUGUAGUGGUGUUGUUGAGUAGUGGUAGUGUUGGUGGUGGUGUAGUGGUGUUGGUGGUGGUGUAGUGGUAGUGGUGUAGUGGUAGUGGUGGUGUAGUGGUGGUGGUGUUAUUGGUGGUGGUGGUGGUGUUGGUGGUGGUGUAGUGGUAGUGGUGUAGUGGUGGUGGUGUUAUUGGUGGUGGUGGUGCAAACACCGCCCAGCGAUGGAUCCCGCGAAGGAUGAUGAGUAUGAGCAGCAGCAGAAGCAGGAGCAGCAGGAGGAGAGCGACGUGGGGAGAGCUGCCGUCGAAACUCGCCAGUCGCAGGACGAUGGCGUUCACGCUGAAGAUGGUGGUGGUGGUAGUGAUGGUGGUAGUGAUGGUGAUGAUGGUGGUAGUGAUGGUGGUAGUGGUAGUGAUGGUGAUGAUGCGGACGAUGAUGAAGUUGCCGAUGAUGACGACGAUGACGACGAAGAUGAAGAGGGCGAUGAUGGCGAUGCUGGAAGGGACGACGGCGAUGAUGGCGAUGAUUCGACAGCGGCGGUGGGAAAAGAUGCGCAGCCUCCUCGACUUUGCGACCCCGACAUGCCGGGAGAGAGUCGCACCCUGGAGGAGGAGGAGGAGGGUCGUGGUUUGGGGGAGCGCCAAGCCGGGGAACAGAGUGCCGUGCGCUCUCACCGCGGAGUGGAGAGUUUGAACCUGGAGGAGGAGUGGCAAGACGAAGACUUCCCCAGCCCCAUCGGCCUGCUGGGCCCGGAGCCACACGGCGCCCUCGAGGUCCAGGAGGAGGGGAGACCCGCCGUGCCGUCGUCGCUGCCGCUCUCCUCCGCUCCGCGUCCGUCCAGACGGAAGCUGACGGCACCGGACAUCAGCCUCUCGCUGGACCGCGCCGACGACGACGAGGACGAUGAUGACGACGAGGACGACGACCUGGAGGGCGACACCCCGGACAUCGACGUGGACGCGCUGGAGACGCCGGACGACGCCGAGUCGCUCGACGCCACGGGACCCACGGGGGAGCUCGAGUGGGAGGACGACACGCCGCUGCGGAGGGCGCCGCUGCCGGAGCUGAGCGGGGCGGAGGAGCGGGAGGACGCGCUGGGCUGGCGCCGCGUGCUGCUGGGCGAGACGGAGCACCGCGUGGACCUGCGCGCCGUCGAGCCGUACAAGCGCGUCCUGUCACACGGGGGCUACUACGGCGAUGGGCUGAAUGCGAUCAUCGUGUUCGCUGCGUGCUACCUGCCAGACGGGAAGGACCCGGAGUACGCUUACAUCAUGGAGAACCUCUUCCUGUACAUGGUGAGCACGCUGGACCGCCUGGUGGCCGAGGACUACAUGAUCGUCUACCUCAACGGCGCCACGCCACGGCGGCGCACGCCGGGCUUGGGCUGGCUCAAGCGCUGCUACACCAUGAUUGACCGCAGGCUGCGGAAGAACCUCAAGGCGCUGGUCAUCGUCCACCCGUCGUUCUUUGUGAGGACCCUGCUGGCGUUGACGAGGCCCUUUAUCAGCUCCAAGUUCAGCCGCAAGGUCCGCUACGUGCACUCGCUGGCGGAGCUCGCGGAGGUCAUCCCCAUGGAGCACGUCUCCAUCCCGGACUGCAUCCAGCAAGUGGACGAGGAGCUGCUGCUCGCUGCGGCCGAGGCUCGGGAGGAAUUGGACAUGCAAAGAAGACAGCACGAAUCUGACAACACCCCGUGGUACACAUAGACACACGCACAUGGACACACAUGCACAUGAACACACGCACAUGGACAAAGACAUACACACACACAUUCAAACAACAACCGCCAACACACGCACAUGAACAAAGACACACACACAUUCAAACAAACACAACAACAACCGCCAACACACGCACAUGAACAAAGACAUACACACACACACUCAAACAAACACAACAACAACCGCCAUUCGCCACUAAGUGGCAGUGACGUCACCGCGGCGCUUGUGCCAGGCUAUGUGCACGCACAUGCACACAGACACGCAUACAUAAACGCACACACACACAUACCAACACGCUAAGACAAAGAUCCCACGUAUAACAUUAACAGACUGUUGGGGCAAGUGCUGUUAGCGAGCAGCACCUAUGAAGGCCAGAACUGCACACGAGGGGAUGGGUGGCCAGCACCACGCCCGGCCGCCUUUGUCUCCCCAGUGGCGAUGUUUACACACCGCACACCAGGUACUCGUUUGAGGCUGAGUUGACCUAGGGGAGGCCCAGGACCGGUUCACAUAAUCGUCACUGGUGCUGGUGCACGUUAACACACACAUAGAUACAAAUAAAGACACGUAAACAGACACAGACACACACACACACGCACAGAGACACACACACACACACAGAGACACACAGAGACACAGAGACACACACACACACACAGACACACACACACACUGAGACACAGACGUAAACACACACACAGAUACAAAUAAAGACACGUACACUGACACACACAGAAACACUGACACACAUAGAGACAAUGACACACACACACACGCACAGAGACACACACACGCACAGAGACACACACACAGACACACAGAGACACAGAGACACACAGACACACAGACACACAGAGACACACACACAGAGACACAGAAACACACACACAGACACACAGAGACACACUCACAGAGACACACUGACACACACACUGACACACAUUCCAUCGAGAGAGGAAUACUCAAGCCACACGGCACAGGAAGAGAGCUCCCCACGGGGUGACUCACUCGGCUCGGGGCGACUCUCUCCGCGUGGCGAGUACCCGCGGGGUGGAUCGCGUCCGAGCCCUCUCCACCUUCCACCGGACAGCAGCGGAGGUCUCAAGCGGGAGCCGAGCCGCUGCUGGGCUCCGUAAGACAAUCAC
Lethenteron reissneri (Far Eastern brook lamprey) is the source of this 3387-nucleotide messenger RNA. Its product is annotated as BCL2/adenovirus E1B 19 kDa protein-interacting protein 2-like. Gene Ontology annotation, biological process: apoptotic process. Lineage: Eukaryota; Metazoa; Chordata; Hyperoartia; Petromyzontiformes; Petromyzontidae. Gene Ontology annotation, cellular component: cytoplasm. The record is from RefSeq and is a predicted model, not a curated record.